This is a messenger RNA of Pisolithus orientalis, 1411 nucleotides long. RefSeq lists its product as uncharacterized. Gene Ontology annotation, molecular function: oxidoreductase activity, acting on the CH-OH group of donors, NAD or NADP as acceptor; NAD binding; formate dehydrogenase (NAD+) activity. The record is from RefSeq and is a predicted model, not a curated record. The transcript is spliced from 10 exons. Gene Ontology annotation, cellular component: cytosol. The coding region runs from base 179 to 1255 and encodes 358 amino acids. Lineage: Eukaryota; Fungi; Basidiomycota; Agaricomycetes; Boletales; Pisolithaceae.
GUCUCCGUAGUAUGUGGUUGUACGACAGCUAAAUUCGUCCAGGCGUAAGGGGAUUCUGAUGGGAAUUUAUAUCGAACACAAGAUAGUGUCUGCAUAUAAAAACGACCAGGACCCUGCCUUAUCCCAGCUACUCAUACUUCCUCUCUCACAGCUACUUCCUUCGCGCGUCUAACCAAGAAUGAAGAUUCUUGCAAUUCUGUACAAAGGUGGUGAUGCUGCCAAGGCCGAGUCUCGUCUGCUUGGCACUGUUGAGAAUCAGCUUGGACUUCGCGAGUACCUUGAAUCGCUAGGCCACGAAUAUGUUGUUUCCGACUCCAAGGAAGGCCCUGAUAGCGACUUCCAAAAACACAUUGUCGACGCCGAGAUCCUGAUCACUACACCCUUCCACCCGGGAUACCUCACCGCCGAUUUAUUCGAGAAGGCCCAGAACCUGAAGCUAUGUGUUACCGCUGGAGUCGGGUCCGACCAUAUCGACCUCAAUGCUGCAGUGAAGAAUAAAGUCCAAGUUUUGGAAGUCUCAGGAUCGAAUGUUGUGUCAGUUGCGGAGCACGUUCUCAUGUCCAUCCUGCUCCUCGUGAGGAAUUUUGUUCCCGCUCACGAGAUGAUCGAACGUGGUGACUGGGAGGUUUCUCAAAUUGCACGCAAUGCAUUCGAUUUGGAGGGAAAAGUCGUCGGUACCAUCGGUGCUGGCCGCAUUGGCUAUCGCGUUCUUCAGCGGCUGGUACCGUUUGACUGCAAGGAACUCCUUUAUUAUGAUUAUGCUCCUCUUCCAGAAGCCGCUGCCAAGGCAGUCAAAGCCCGCCGAGUCGAAGAUCUCAAUGAGUUCGUCUCUCAAUGUGAUGUUAUCACAGUGAAUUGCCCACUUCACGAGGGCACACGUGGUUUGGUCAACGAAGAGCUCCUGAAGCAUUUCAAGAAGGGGGCAUACCUCGUCAACACCGCCCGUGGAGCCAUUUGCGACAAGGAUGCCGUGGCCGGUGCUCUUCAGUCUGGGCAUUUGAGUGGAUAUGCUGGUGACGUCUGGAACGUUCAACCGGCUCCCAAGGACCACAUUUGGCGAACGGCGAAGAACCCGCUAGGUGGCGGCAACGGCAUGGUGCCACACUACUCGGGUACUACACUCGAUGCACAAAAACGCUAUGCCGAAGGCGUAAAGAGUAUCCUUGAAAACUACCUUACCGAUAAGCCUCAAGAGCCCCAGAAUGUCAUUGUCGGCAUUGGCAAAUACGAAACCAAGGCUUAUGGACAGCGUUGAAAUGUAUAGUGUUUUACGCGUUUCCAUACAUACCAUAUCAGAUGCCUCCGGAUCAACUUGAAUGUACGAUAAUAGCAAUGCAAAACCCCUUUCUUGACCAAUAUGUCGUAAAUGACCGAACCUAUAAGAACCCCCGCCCAAGAUUUAGCCCGAAGC